Messenger RNA from Phaethon lepturus (White-tailed tropicbird), 1987 nucleotides. Its product is annotated as signal-induced proliferation-associated 1-like protein 2. Gene Ontology annotation, biological process: regulation of small GTPase mediated signal transduction; activation of GTPase activity. The coding region runs from base 158 to 1957 and encodes 599 amino acids. NCBI's taxonomy places the organism in Eukaryota, Metazoa, Chordata, Aves, Phaethontiformes, Phaethontidae. The record is from RefSeq and is a predicted model, not a curated record. Gene Ontology annotation, molecular function: GTPase activator activity. The transcript is spliced from 3 exons. Gene Ontology annotation, cellular component: cytoplasm.
UGUAGAAAAAUGAUACACUGACGUUUCUGCGUGCACUUCUAGGAAGAGUGUAGCUGUAUUUUUAUAUUGCAGUUUAUUGGCCCAUAAAAGACAAUGUAAUAACAAAAGUAACAGUAACUUUGUGCAAUAGUAGCAGUUCCCCUCUCACUGACUGGACAUGAGUGAUCAAAGGUCUUUGCAAGAAGAUAAGCACAAAGUUAGCAGAACUUCCUCAAAGUUCAGGGAGUCUUCAAGAAGCAUGCAAUCUGAUGAUUAUUUUGCUAGAAAACUUAAAGCUUUGAAUGGUAGCAUGGGUCCUCCUGUUUCUUCAAAUGUAUCUAGCAAAACUGAAAAUAAUCAAACAAAUGGUACACCAGCUGUGCCCAAAAUGGGUGUUCGAGCAAGGGUAUCUGAAUGGCCUCCUAAAAAGGAUUGCUCUAAAGAGCUGGGUAAAGCUCCGUGGGAAAACAGACCUCCAGCCAGUUAUGAGAGUGUUGGCUCAGUACUUCCAAAUGGACAAAAUGACCAAAGUGAUGCACAGCAAGAAGAGCUAGAAUUGGAAUUUACAGAGGGAAAAUACUCAAUUGGAGAGCUUUUUGUUCAUUCCCCUCAAAGGGGACUUCAUCCCAUAAGGCAAAGAAGCAACAGUGAUGUCACAAUAAGUGAUAUUGAUGCUGAAGAUGUGUUAGACCAGAAUGCUGUUAACCCAAAUACUGGAGCAGCUCUUCAUAGAGAAUAUGGCAGUACCUCUUCAAUUGAUAGACAAGGCUUGUCUGGAGAAAAUUUUUUUGCAAUGCUAAGAGGAUACAGAGUGGAAAAUUUUGAACAUAAAACUCUUGCUCCAUUUGGAUUUUCUGAGUUUUUCCACUGUGAUCCUACAGUUUCUCCAAGUCUACAUGCUGCAACGCAGAUUUCCAGGGGAGAAUUUGUCAGGAUUUCUGGCUUGGAUUAUAUGGAUAGCGCCCUACUUAUUGGUCGAGAUAGGGAGAAAUCUUUCAAGAGGAGACUAAAAUCGGAAGCAGUAGAAACAUCUCUAUUUAGAAAACUACGAACGGUUAAAAGUGAGCAUGAAACUUUUAAGUUUUCGUCUGAUCUGGAUGAUAGACUUGACAGAAAUGUUCGUUCUUGGAACUGUCAGAAGUGUUUUGCGCACUAUGAUGUUCAGAGCGUUUUGUUUAACAUAAAUGAAGCAAUGGCUACCAGAGUAAAUGUAGGAAAAAGAAAAAAUAUAACCACUGGGGCUUCAGCUGCAUCACAAACUCAAAUGCCAGCAGGCCAAACAGGAAACUGUGAAUCUCCUUUGGGAAGCAAAGAGGACCUCAAUUCAAAAGAGAAUUUAGAUGCUGAUGAAGGAGAUGGGAAAAGCAAUGAUUUAGUACUGAGUUGCCCUUACUUCAGGAAUGAAACUGGUGGGGAAGGAGAUAGACGGAUUGCACUUUCUAGGGCAAAUUCAGCAUCUUUUUCUUCAGGUGAAAGUUGUUCUUUUGAGUCCUCUCUGAGUUCCCAUUGCACAAAUGCUGGUGUUUCAGUGCUGGAAGUACCAAGAGAAAACCAGUCCAUUCACAGAGAGAAAGUGAAGCGUUACAUCAUAGAACACAUUGAUCUUGGAGCAUAUUACUACCGCAAGUUCUUCUACGGAAAAGAGCAUCAGAACUACUUUGGAAUAGAUGAAAAUCUUGGACCUGUAGCAGUCAGUAUCCGGAGGGAGAAGGUUGAAGAUGCCAAGGAGAAAGAAGGAUCUCAGUUCAACUAUCGUAUAGUUUUCAGGACAAGUGAGCUUACUACACUUAGAGGAGCAAUUUUAGAAGAUGCUAUACCAUCCACUGCUCGGCAUGGCACAGCAAGAGGUCUACCUCUCAAAGAGGUACUAGAGUAUGUAAUACCAGAGCUGAGCAUUCAGUGCCUGAGGCAGGCUUCCAACUCACCCAAAGUACCUGAACAGCUGCUUAAACUGGAUGAACAAGGGGUAUGUAUAUAGCACAUGACUUUUCUUUAAAGGCUAUUCAUU